This is a messenger RNA of Ambispora leptoticha, 138 nucleotides long. NCBI's taxonomy places the organism in Eukaryota, Fungi, Glomeromycota, Glomeromycetes, Archaeosporales, Ambisporaceae. The record is from the annotation of a GenBank genome assembly.
CAAUCAAGAAAUGCAUUGCCAGCUCCUUGUUUCAGUCAAGAGUCUCCUACUCCUGUCCCUUGUGGCGAAAUCAGAAUCGGUGGUGGCAGCGGUCAUAUUGUUUCACUUGAAAGACGUAUAAUGUAUGUGGAGCCAUAA